Molecule: messenger RNA, 825 nt
Organism: Hyla sarda
Lineage: Eukaryota; Metazoa; Chordata; Amphibia; Anura; Hylidae
Exons: 2
Coding region: 139-753 (204 amino acids)
Source: RefSeq, a predicted model, not a curated record
GGUGAACUUAUACGAAUUAAGCGGAACAGUUCUUCCGCCGAGGUGUACCGCAGGGAAGCUGAUGCAGCAUGCACACGCCUGGCGGCUCGAGGUUACCCUGGAUGGCUCUUGAAAAAAGCUCGGUCGAGAGUGGAUCCUAUGGAUGGAAAAUCCCUUUUUACAAAUCCCACGGUAGGGGAGAUUAUAAAGUCAGGUGUGAGAUUUGCCCCGAGGCGGGCACCUACUCUAUCCAAUCUCCUUGUUCCCAGUAUGGUGGACACGGCUAGUGUUACCACCCAGUGGAUUAGCACCAAGGGCUUCCACAAGUGCGGUAAAUCGCGGUGUGUGGUAUGUCCCUUUGCCGAAAAAUGCCAGAAAAUAGAAGGUACGGUGGAUGGCAAAUGCCAUGUCAUUCACAACUUUAUAAACUGUGAUAGCACUUUUGUUUUAUAUAAAAUCAUGUGCACACAAUGUCACUUAACAUAUGUGGGUUCCACCAAAAGGUCCCUUAAAAAACGCAUGCAAGAGCACAUUAGACAUGCUGCUGGCCCUUUAAGCUCGAACAUUUCUAACAUAUCUAAACAUUUUCUAAUAUGUCAUAAUUCAGACACCACUUCCCUCAGGUUCUCAGGCAUUGAGAAGGUGACCCUAAAUAAAAGGGGAGGUGACCAUAUUCGAUCCCUCCACAAUAGGGAAAUCAUGUGGAUUUAUCUUUUGAAUUGCAUUCAACCCCAUGGUCUAAAUAGCAAAACAGAUUUAAUAUUACAUUACUGAUAUGUCUCCGAAUAAUUUAUCUGUGUUUGGUCCCAUGUUUUUGUUUUAAUCACGUGCACAUGUGAUGUGGAC